AUGGGUGCCUCCAAGUACAACCACCUCGAGGAUGAGGUGACCUUUGGUGCGACCGUCGACACACCCACCAAGACCCAAAACCACCUCGCGCCCAAUGUUUUCGACACUCCCAAGUCGCUCAGUCCCGUUGUCACUGUCGACUCGCCAUCGACGCCUGACGAAGAGCGUUUGACCCCAUUCUACGCUGCCCCUUCUGCCGAGAUCUCUCGCCAAACACUCCCAACUGCCCACGACAAUGACCUCGAGGCUGCCCGCAAAGAGGGCUACUUCAUCACUUCAAACCCCAUUGGCUCAGAGCUCAACCUUCCUUCUGAGAUGGCUACUGUAUCGGCCGUCCCCACUGGAUCCCGCUUGAGCUUCGAUGGCCGUACCAAAGAAUGCACAAUGUGGCCAACCAAGCAAACACUCCGUAACCAGGAUAAGGCCGAGAGAGCUAAGCGCAGAGCUGCCAGAGCCUGUGGUUGCAACAGCAUCAAUGCCUGGUGGAGCAGUAUCACCAAGAAGCAAAGACUUUGGUUCAAGAUCCUCAUCGCUGCCUUCAUCGUUGCCAUUGCCUGUGGUCUGGGUAUCGGUAUCAGCAAGGCCGUCGGUGCUGGCGUCUUCGCUGGCAAGGGCCAAACUAAGCCCAUCGCCAACGCAUAG
Molecule: messenger RNA, 642 nt
Organism: Aureobasidium vineae
Lineage: Eukaryota; Fungi; Ascomycota; Dothideomycetes; Dothideales; Saccotheciaceae
Source: the annotation of a GenBank genome assembly